AUGGCAGCGGUAUCUAUUUACGGACUCAUUGAAGGGCAUUUACUCCACGUGAAAAAUAUUACAAUUAAAUCAGACAAAUUCGACAGACCUUUCAAGUUUGUCCACACCAGUGACAUCCACAUUGGUUCAAGAUUUUUGAGUCACGCCGAAAAGAUCGUGAAGCUCAUUUUAAAGGAAAAGCCCCAAUUUGUUGUCAUCACCGGUGACCUGACAGACUCUCCAAAUGUACAAGAAUACGAAUUGCUCCCAUUCAAGAAACUGAGCGAAAAAUGCCCGAUCUAUAUGUGUAUGGGCAAUCACGACUACGUCACUAGCAAAACAAAAGUCGAGGAAAUCACGGGCGUGCAAAAUACAUUUACUGAUCAACGAAGUGUGUAUGGUCGACAAAUAUAA
Molecule: messenger RNA, 393 nt
Organism: Entamoeba invadens IP1
Lineage: Eukaryota; Evosea; Mastigamoebida; Endamoebidae
Exons: 1
Coding region: 1-393 (130 amino acids)
Molecular function (GO): hydrolase activity
Source: RefSeq, a predicted model, not a curated record